Condylura cristata (star-nosed mole) is the source of this 745-nucleotide messenger RNA. Its product is annotated as ATP-dependent RNA helicase DDX39A-like. The transcript has 6 exons. Gene Ontology annotation, molecular function: RNA helicase activity; ATP binding; nucleic acid binding. Bases 248 to 745 code for a protein of 165 amino acids. NCBI's taxonomy places the organism in Eukaryota, Metazoa, Chordata, Mammalia, Eulipotyphla, Talpidae. The record is from RefSeq and is a predicted model, not a curated record.
AAUAAUGACUGCUUAUGUGAUGCUCCAGGUGAUCAUAUACGUGGUAUAUGAUGGAGUUUCUCAACGCUUCCCGCAAGUUCCAAUCACCGCUUCCUUCUCUCUUGAAUGAAAAGCCAGAGAUCCAGUGAGGGGGUUACAGUCGGACGCCGGAGGCAGGAAGCUCGGUAGCUCGAGUGGGGGCGCGAGACCAAUACCCGAGUCGAGCGGCUCUCCUCGAAGCACGCGGAGGCGAACGGGAACCAGCACCAUGGCAGAACAGGAUGUGGAGAAUGAGCUUCUGGACUAUGAGGAAGAUGAAGAGCCCCAGGCGCCUGCAGAGAGCACUCCAGCUCCCCCUAAGAAAGAUGUCAAGGGUUCCUACGUCUCCAUCCACAGCUCAGGCUUCCGGGACUUUCUGCUGAAGCCGGAGCUCCUGAGGGCCAUAGUGGACUGUGGCUUUGAGCACCCAUCAGAGGUGCAGCACGAGUGCAUUCCUCAGGCCAUUCUGGGCAUGGAUGUCUUGUGCCAGGCCAAGUCAGGGAUGGGCAAGACGGCAGUCUUUGUGCUGGCCACCCUGCAGCAGAUCGAGCCUGUCAACGGACAGGUAACAGUCUUGGUGAUGUGCCACACACGGGAGCUAGCCUUUCAGAUCAGCAAGGAAUAUGAGCGCUUCUCCAAGUACAUGCCUAGUGUCAAGCUUUCGUCUGGCUAUUUAGCCUCCCGGGCCACUGGCGCCCCCCGCCCUGAGAUUGUUUUUUUCGGCUAG